GGCCAGGUUGUGUUGCUGGACAAGUCCUCCUUCUGCGGGGGGAACUCCACCAAGGCCACUAGUGGCAUCAACGGCGCUGAGACCAAGACACAGAAGGCCAAGGGCAUCGACGACACCAUCACCCUGUUCACGAACGACACCCUCAAGGGCGGCGCCAAGAAGCCCGAGCUGGUGAAGGUCCUGUGCGGCAACAGCGGGGCCGACGUCGACUGGCUGGUGGAGAAGUUCAACCUCGACCUGUCCCUGGUCGCCCGCCUCGGCGGCCACUCCGCGCCGCGCACUCACCGAGGCGCCGAGCGAUUCCCGGGGAUGACCAUCACGUACGCUUUGAUUCAGAUGGUUGAGAAGGUCGCCGAAAGGUCGGACAAGGCGCGCAUCAUCACCAAGGCCAAGGUCACCAAGCUGCUCACUGCGAACGGCGGCUGUGUGGGCUGCACCUACGAGAAGGGUGGCCAGUCCUUCUCCGAGAUGGGGCCCGUCAUCCUCGCCACCGGCGGCUUCGGCGCGGACUUCACCAGCAAUUCCCUCCUGGCUCAGUACCGCCCCGACCUGAUGCACCUGCCGACCACCAACGGCGAGCACUGCACCGGCGACGGCAUCAAGAUGGGCGAGGCCAUCGGGGCCAAGAGCAUCGAUUUGGAGUGGGUGCAGGUGCACCCCACCGGCCUGGUGAAGCCUGACGACCCCGACGCCAAGAUCAAGUUCCUGGCCGCCGAGGCGCUCCGCGGCGUCGGCGGCCUGGUGCUGGACGCCGCGGGCAACCGCUUCGCGAACGAGCUGGGACGCCGCGACUACGUCACUGGCGAGAUGUGGAAGAACAAGCCGCCCUUCCGGCUCUGCCUGAACAAGGCCGCGUCCGCCGAGGGCCGCGCGGCUUGCGUGGCACUGCAAGCACUACACUGGCCGCGGCGUCAUGAAGUUCUACGAGAGCGGCGAGGCGCUCGCCAAGGACAUGGGCGUCCCCCUCUCCGUGCUGGAGAAGACGCACAGCGACCACUACGCGGCCGCCAAGAAGACCGAGAAGGACCCCCGCCGUGCGCCGCACGGAGAUGGCGGCGGCCCGGCGAAUGGGAGGGGGGGGGGGCGGACAGAGCACCGGUUCGGCGUCGCUCGUCGGGAGGCCGCUCGUGUUCUGCCAUGUCGCCGUGGGCUUCAUCCACAGCCCCAUUCGAGGCGGGGAUCCAUUCACGUGGACGUGGACGUGGAUGUGGCUAUG
Messenger RNA from Prorocentrum cordatum, 1216 nucleotides. NCBI's taxonomy places the organism in Eukaryota, Dinophyceae, Prorocentrales, Prorocentraceae. The record is from the annotation of a GenBank genome assembly.